AAAACAAGUAACAACUGAAUCUGACCAGCAUUCAAAACAACAGUGCGGUCUUUGCUGGAAUUACCCUUAGGGGACAACUGUGGACAGUUAUCUAACUUUUGAUCGAAACCUUUCAAAACAUUGUUUAAGUAGAGGCAAUAAAUUUUCCUGCUUCACUUAUUAACCCUUACUCUUUUAUGUAUGGUACACCGCACCAGAAGGACUCCACUAGGAGUCAGCCAGCCACCGAAAGACUGACUCACGAAUUAUAUACUCUAAAGUUGCUCGCGUAAAAAGUGACUGAAUACACACAGCACAAACUGCCGGAAGUACCAGAGAGGGAAAAAAAACUUUCAGGAGUUACAAUGUAACCCACUGUAACGGAAUAAUAUAAUUCCACUCUCACAAGAAGAAAAACACAUUUCCCGGACACAAAUCCUUUGUUUUAUACAGAGAAGUGUUAAAGAAACGCUUUUGGGGGGGCCAUUGGGAUUCGGGUGGUUUUAUAAGUUUAUUUUCCCAUGUGUACAAUGGGGCUACCGACUCUGGAGUUCAGCGACUCUCUUUUAGACAGCCCGGAUUUCAGGGAACGUCUGAAAUGUCAUGAAAUUGAGCUGGACCGGACCAACAAAUUCAUCAAAGAACUCAUCAAAGAUGGGAAUAUGCUUAUUGCUGCGUUGAAAAAUUUGUCUGUAGCGGUGCAGAAAUUCUCCCAGUCACUGCAGGAUUUCCAGUUUGAAUGUAUAGGCGAUGCAGAAACCGAUGAUGAGAUUAAUAUUGCCCAGUCAUUCAAAGAAUUUGCUCAGUUGUUAAAUACAGUAGAAGAGGAAAGGAGAAGACUGAUCCAAAACGCAGAUGAUGUCUUAAUUGCGCCCCUGGAGAAGUUCCGCACAGACCAGAUUGGAGCAGCAAAAGAUGGAAAGAAGAAAUUUGACAAAGAAAGUGAGAAAUACUAUUCAGUAUUAGAGAAGCACCUGAAUUUGUCAUCAAAGAAAAAAGAGACUUUGUUACAAGAGGCAGAUACCCAGAUUGACAAAGAGAGGCAAAAUUUCUACGAUGCUUCCCUUGAGUAUGUCUUCAAAGUUCAAGAAGUUCAAGAAAAGAAGAAGUUUGAGUUUGUUGAACCACUCCUGGCGUUCCUCCAAGGCUUGUUCACGUUCUACCACGAGGGCUACGAGCUGGCACAGGAGUUUGAACCAUACAAGCAGCAACUGCAGUUCAAUUUACAGAAUACGAGGAAUAAUUUUGAGAGCACGCGACAGGAGGUGGAAAAGCUGAUGCAAAGGAUGAAGACUGCAGACCAUGACUACAAAGCGCCCGGUCAGUGGACAAUGGAGGGAUACCUUUAUAUCCAGGAAAAGCGGCCUCUGGGGUUCACAUGGAUCAGGCACUACUGCACAUAUGAAAAAGGAAGCAAAACCUUUACAAUGAGCGCCUCCGAAACAAAAUCUGGUGGGAAAAUGAAUGGCCUCAUCAUGAGUCCUCCAGAAAUGUUCAAACUCAAAUCCUGCAUCAGAAGGAAGACAGACUCCAUCGACAAGCGCUUCUGCUUCGAUAUCGAAGUGGUUGAAAGAAAUACCCCCUAUCAUGGAAAUCUUUUCAGACCUCUUCACAUUUUCUGUAAAGUCCGGCAUGGCAUCAUUACCCUGCAGGCAUUGUCAGAAUCGAACAGAAAGCUGUGGCUGGAGGCAAUGGAUGGGAAGGAACCGAUAUACACCCUUCCAGCGAUACUUAGCAAGAAGGAAGAAAUGUUCCUCAAUGAAGCAGGUUUUAAUUUUGUGAAAAAAUGCAUUCAUUUGGUAGAGGUACGAGGAAUCAACACCCUGGGUCUAUACAGAAUAGGAGGUGUCAACUCGAAAGUACAGAAGCUGAUGAAUGCAGUGUUUGCAACCAGAGCCCCACCCGACAUGGACAUUGAUGCUGACAUGUGGGACAAUAAGACAGUCACCAGUGGGCUGAAAAACUACCUCAGAUGCCUGUCAGAACCACUGAUGACUUUCAAGUUUCACAAAGAAUUCAUCCUUGCUGUCAAGUCAGAUGACCAGAACUACAGGGUUCGUGCAGUCCAUGCCUUGCUACACAAACUGCCAGAGAAAAACCGAGAGAUGCUGGAUAUCCUGAUAAAACACCUGGUCACGGUCUCCGCUCACAGCCAGCAGAACCUGAUGACAAUCUCUAACCUGGGCGUGAUCUUUGGACCGACCCUGAUGAGAUCUCAGGAGGAGACUGUGGCAGCCAUGAUGAACAUUAAGUUCCAGAAUAUUGUUGUGGAAAUCCUGAUCGAGAAUUAUGAAAAGAUAUUUCACCACACCCCAGACCCCAAUGUCCCCCUUCCACAGCCACAGUCCAGGUCCAGCUCCAGGAAAAGCAGAGCCAUAUGUCUGGCCACGGGCUCCAGGAAACCCAAAGGUCACUACACUCCAAAGCUGUGUCUGGCUGAUGCAGACAGUGACACCUUCAGUAGCAGCCCCAGCAGCACCCCAAUGGGAAGCAUUGAGUCUCUCUCCUCGCACUCCUCUGAACAAAACAGCUCGUCCAAGACGAGCUCUUCCCAGCAGAAAGACAAGUCUGCGAGCAGCAUUCCCUGGAUCGCCUCACCCGUUUCAUCCAAUGGGCAGAAGAGCUCGGCUGACACCACCAGUCCGGAUUCCAGCUCCAAGGAGGACGCAGCAAAAACAGACGGGGAGUCUGACACACAGAGCCUCUGCUCCGUCACACAGAGCCUGUCCUCCAUCACACAGAGCCUGUCCUCCAUCACCACUGCUGGAAACACGUCACCCCCGCUGAAUGUGCCUGAAAAACCACCAUAUGGGCUAACAGGGCUGAAACGGUCUGCUGCCCCUUCGCUACAAUCUCUCCAGCUGACAGGCGGUACCAGAAGUUGUAGUGGUUCAGUCCAGAGCCUCGCCUCACUGGACCUAAAGGAUACCCCGAAACUGCCAGUACACCCAGAAUUGCCACCAAAGCUGACAGCCAGACGCAGGCUGGAUACAUCUGCAAGCAAUGGCUAUCAGAGACCCGGAUCUGUGAUUGCAGCAAAAGCCAUGAUAUUUGAAAACCUGAAUACCAAGACAACCCCUAUUGGACGCCGAGCAACAGCAAUGUAUUCCUGUAAGGCAGAACACAGCCAUGAGCUCAGCUUCCCCCAGGGGGCAGUCUUUUCCAAUGUGUACCCUUCUGUGGAACCUGGCUGGCUCCAAGCAACUUACGAAGGAAGGACUGGUCUAAUUCCUGAAAAUUACGUGGACUUCCUCUGAUGAAUUUUGAACAGGGCCAGAGUAGCUUCAUGGUAUCCAUGGUAACAGAAAUAUAAUGUGCAGUGAUUUGUUGUGCUUUCCAUUUUAAGUGCCUGCACCUGCGGACAUGGAAAAGUAAAGAGAACCUCAAGAAGAAGAUGUCAUUCGGUAAUAUAGGAGGGCUUCAGCAUGUUCCCGAUAGAAAGCCACAGUCACAGAUCUGGUUAAUGAACUGUUCAAUAAAUAACAGCAUACUGUACAUACUACUGCUUAGCUUUUACUGUCUACAAAUAGUAAACCCAUGGGUUAUAUGUUUCGGUGCAACGUAAUCAGUAUUAACAAAAGACACCAUUGUUUUAGUUAAUUUGCAGAUACUGUAAAUCUGUCAAAAAUGGACCGCAAAUUCUCUAGAUAUUUUGUAAAGAUGGUCUUGUAUUUCUGAAAUGAAAACCAGCAAAACAGGUUCAAGGAUCCCUGAAGUCUUGAGUGUCUUGUGACGCUUGUGAAUAUUACAUAUCUACUCACUGUGGCUGUGAGUACACUUACUCUAGUGGUACAUAGAUGUGUUUAUAGUUGCCCGUCUAAUACUUUUCUAGACGUGCAUAAGUGCCUUACAAAAACAAUUUCAAAUGAAAAAGAUUCAAGAUGAUACAAAGUAGCAUUUCAUUGCUUUGCUUUAUAGUAACGUUUCUAAAUACUGGUAUGCUGCUUUAAAUUGUAUUUGCUUUUCUUUGGCACACCCAGCUGUUUUUAUUCUAGUUUUAUUAUUAUGCAGUACUUAAAGAUAAAUUAACAAAAAGUGGUCCCAUUAUGUUAAAAAAAAAAAACAUAUAUACAUGUUUUACUUGUCAUGCUUUCUGAUGAUGUACUACAGUUCUAAAAAAUAAUUGUGGGGUUCCAAUAUGUAUUAGCCAGUGCCUUAAAGAAGAAUGCUUUAAAAUAUUAGCAACAUCCCUAUGAUAUUAAAUGGGUAUGUUUACAAUGACUUUUAGAACCCAAAGCGUAACAUUCUUUUUCUAGAAUUCAUAACCAAAUGGAAUCAGUAGAGCUUUAUUAGCUGUUGUGCUGUGGGAGAUCAUAAAACCAUUGAACAAAUAAUUACAUUUUCCUAAAAACUAAGAGGACAGCGAGAAAUGGUCAAAUAUCUAUCUUAGUGGUGGCGGCCAUGGGGUAGAUACAUUUUGGAUCGUUCUAAAAGCUUACAAAAUGAUUGUAAAUUAUUUUAACAGUGCUGUUGCGUUCAUUAGUACAUUUCCUAUGAUUCGUGACAUUCAAAACAUUAGCAUACCUCUGUGACACAGACACAGAUAACUAGCAUAUAUCCAUUUCGGAGCUCUGUCGUUCCUCCCUCAAAGUGGUUGAAAAACAUUGCCUGGUCAACUGGCUUUAAAACCUAACCCAUACAUUUCACUAGAAAACCAGUACUCCCAGCACGGAACUAACUUCAUAAACCAAAGCUCCUCCUUAUAUCCUGUGGCCUGAGCUCCCAGCAUUCCUUGGUUCGUUCCGCUCCUUCCCAUAUAGUACAUUAUGACACCCACAGGUGUAGGCACCUAUUCAAAUACUUUGCUUUAAUAAACCUAUGUAUUUUGGGUGCAGAUAAGCACCCUGUCUCAAGCUCCACAAACUGCAAUGGCUCUAUGUGGUACAAAAUAAUAGGGUCGAGUGAAAUUGUAUUACUAUCAUAGCGUUCUACCUCUUUUUUAAUAAAUCUACUCUUGUGGUAUAUUGGUUUUUCCAAUGCAAUUCAUUAUUGCUUUUCUCAAGCAAUGUAGAAUAAAUAUGAACAAUUCCUAUGAGAAAACCUCCUUGGAUAUUAAAUGAGAUGCGAUAUAAACUAGAGCCUUCUUGAGACAAAAACUGCAGCCUUUGCCAUUUAUAUAAGUGUUUGUAUAAUGAAAAUCGGCACUUUCUUAUUUAUCUAUUCCCUCAUAAAUGUACUUUUACUGGUACACUGGUGUACUGGGGUUAUUAAAUGGUAUUAUAUUUGUCUGUUAGGUUUAUAUAUGUCAAAGGUAAAAAAGAGUUUAGUAUUUAACAACUUUAUUGUAUAACAAAUGUAUUGUUAAGCACUUGCUGUAUUAUAUUUUGAAGUACAAAUUUGAAAUAUGUCAAUUUGUAAAAGCCAUGUGCUUUUUUGUUUCAUUUUAUUAAUAUUAAAGAAAAAACAUAAUUUGUUGUUGAUGUUCAGACAUAAGGUUUUUUUUUUUUUUGUUCACAUUGAUGCCUUUAUAACCUGGGCUAGCUGUCUACAAGUCAAGCAUCUACAAAUGCUCCACCUUGACUGUGCAUAGGGGGCAGUGGAACUAGAAUAUAAAGCACACAGUCACACGUCCUUGCUGUUUAAACCAUUACACAGCUCAGUUUAAACAGCGCUACAGACUUAACUGUCGACAUGGUAUAUCAUCAAGUGGUAUUGCCAUUGGAUUUGAAUAGUUUGCCUGGAGCUGACAUGUCUCCUGUGUCAGUUUCACACUCAUGGAGCAGCGUUUAAGAAGCUAUUAACACAGAUUACGAUCACAGCAGUUCACUUGGUUUCAAAAAGUAUCUAAACAAAAAAGCGUUGCAAGAAUUGCUUGCAGAAGUUGUUAGAAACAUCCCUAAAAGAUUUAUUUCAGGGGCUCUGAAGUCCACCAUAGUUCAUUACUGUUUUCUAAAGUCAGAUUUUAUCAUUAAUACAAACUCUGUAAAAAAAAAUGUCAAAACAAAGCUGAUACAUCAUUCAACAAUCAAUUAAGGAUAUGGCUUUAAAAACAUCAGUUCUUGAUGAUCCUAGGAGCCUGAUUUCCCACUGUGGGCAAAUUGCUGCUCACGUCCUCAGAAUUUACACACAGUGGCUAGUUGUCAGUUUUCUAUAGAAAAAGAAAACUUAACAUGUGUUUGUUAAUAAUAAAUUGUUCCUUUUGUACAAUAAUAUAUAUUGAUAGCUUGUAAAAUGCGUGGUACAUAUUUCUAAUCCUACAGAUCUAUUUAUGAUGUAAACAGUGAUGGAUAAUAAUAUUUAAAAAAAAACAUAUUUCCCUUAAGAUAUUUAAGCACAGUUGCUAUAUUAACUUAUAAAGGGGUUCAAUAAAGUAGACCCCCGAUGUGUGACUAGAGAAACAGAUAUAAGACAGAAGUAACCAUACAAAGAAAGGUUUUAUGUGGAAUGCACAUGUUGAAUUUGUCAGAAGUGUCUAUUUAUAAAUGGAUCAGCAUGUGUAAAUGCAAAGCUUAAAAAAAAAGCAAGUGAAAGUGUUUACUUACAUGCCUGUCGACAAAAUGUGCUGUGGGUAUUGAGAUUUCCAUUUGCAUCUGCACAUGCAGUCAUGUAGGUGUGGAAGUGCUGUAACUAAACUGCAUGUAUGGCAAGAAAUAUUCAUUGUCACUUAAAUUUUUGCUUAACUUUGUAUGUUUUGUGGAUUGUUGGACGUUUUUUAGAUGAUCAGAUACCGUAUAUCUGGAAAAAUGCUGUAAAUGUAGCAACUGUCAAUCCUUUCCUCUGUAAACAAUUUACAGGCCUAGUUGUGAUAACACAACAUUUAAAUUAGACUGGCAAAGAAUUCGCUUCUCAGAUUUGUAUAUUUUGAUGAAGAAACAUGUUGUUUUUUUUUGUUUUUUUUUUACUGAGUAGGAUACAUUUUAUUAUACAAUAAAGGCACCUGUUUGUAACCCAAGGCACAAUUUUUAUUCACUGUUAUUAUAUAAUUUAUGUGUUAAUCCUGAACGAUAAUGUUUAUGCUUGGAAAUUUUAAUAAAAUAAUGUGUUUGUA
This is a messenger RNA of Polyodon spathula (Mississippi paddlefish), 6967 nucleotides long. Its product is annotated as rho GTPase-activating protein 42-like. Lineage: Eukaryota; Metazoa; Chordata; Actinopteri; Acipenseriformes; Polyodontidae. Gene Ontology annotation, biological process: signal transduction. Gene Ontology annotation, cellular component: cytoplasm. Bases 501 to 3236 code for a protein of 911 amino acids. The transcript has 25 exons. The record is from RefSeq and is a predicted model, not a curated record. Gene Ontology annotation, molecular function: protein binding; GTPase activator activity.